UCUGGUAAUGUUUCCUACACUAAUUGUGUGUGUAUGAGUGUGUGUGUGUGACGUGUGUGUGCAUAUGUGAAACAGUGUAUAUGAGUGUUUGGGGAGGGGGGGAACUGACAGACUGUGUAUGUUUAUGCAUUUGUAUAUUUGUGUAUGUGUGUGUGUGUGUGUGUGUGUGUGUGUGAUAGUGAAUCUGCUAAAAAUAGUUGAACACAUUAUCCGAUCAGAGGAGGAUCCCAUUGCAUGUGUGCAAGACAUAUCUCACUGGUGUCCAGCCUGAAGGCUGUUUGACACUACUGCAACAACAACAACAACAACAACAACUACAACAGCACUGAGAGAGAAAAUGUGAACAUUACUGGAAAAUAAUUUCCUCUAAGACGUUAUUUCACUAAAAUUCUCAGAAGUUAUGUUACAACCUGUAACAAAAGUUGUGUUUAUUCCAAAGUCCAAAGUUUCUAUUGGUAAAAAUCAAACAAAAGAAUAUCGUAGAGAACUCAAAGAAAAUGUUAGCUCAGAAACCCCAAACAUUAGCACUAUAUCAUUGUCUUCAGUAGCAACAUCUGAGAAUGAUCAAGGCAGUUGCAAAGUUGAAGAACAGAGAGAAAUAACUAAUGAUUGGAUUGUUUUCCCACAAGAAUCUAAGAAUUGUGCAACCAUGUUUAAAACAUCAAUGCAAAGAUCUCUUUGGAGAGAAUGUAAAAACAUUAAGACUUUAGCACAACCAAAUACCUUUUCUCAAAGAACAUUGAAAGAUACGAAUCUCAAAGCAUCAGGUUAUGAGCCAAAUUCUUUAACAAAAGAACUCAGGCACUGGAGAGAACGAAAAGUAGCAUUUGAAGGUACAAAUGUUUUGGAAAAAGAGCUAAACCAUGACUCAGUUCAACAGAAUUUGAAGACUAUUGAAAGUUCUUCAAAAAGUAAUCUGACAUUCUUUCUUCCCAGGAUUUCUUCCAAAAUCUCCAUGUCACAGCAUUCCAAUAGCAAAUCUAUUCAUAAACAAUUGCAAUUAACAAAUAUAAGUAAAGUCUCUCACAGAAAUUGUAACAAAGAUUGUAAUAUAUAUUAUAACAAACCAAAAGUAGUUUUCCCAAAUUUAUCUAGCUAUGCUAAUGAAUCUCCAUUGGACUUGAAAGAGCAGAAAUAUUUCACAUGUAAUUCAUACUUACCUUUUGAAACUUGUGUCAAUCAAAGAAUGUGGAACUUGUUCAACAACACCCUUCCCUCUUCACCUCGUCGUAAAAAUUUAUUACUUAAUUGGUACGCAAGCAUUUCUGACCAAUAUUCUCCAAAAGCUAGAACUGUCACCUCAACAAAACAGUCCAUUCCUUCAUGGUUGUCUAAAGAUGCUGAAGACAAUAUCGAAAUCAUUGGCACUCAGGCCUUGUAUCACAAAAAACAUAAAUAUUUUGAUAAAGAGUCAGCUUGGAAACCCCCUGUUUUACAUCCCUGACCUUAAUAAAAACUCCACUUCCUUCUCUACACACCUUUUCACAGCUAGAGCUACUGUAUUGUUCCUGUGUAUAUUUGGUUCACUCUGUUGAUCAGAUAAACUACCGAGACUAAGCAGUUCAAACAUGGUAUUGCAGUGGGUCAGAAUUUACAACUUUUGUCCCCAGAAUUCAGUUCCAGUUUGAAUAUAACUUCUCUCAACAUGUCUGUGAGCUUCCAAAAACAUGUCUGAGUGAGACAUAAGAAGGGAAACACAUUAAUUUACUCUUGAACAAUUAUGUGCUAAGUUGCAUCUUAAAAAUCUUUUCUUACAACAUUUAGCAACUACUCACAACAUCAUAUGCAAUUUAUCAAUUCAUAAUUCCAUAAGAGUGAGCUAUUCAAGAGAGAUAACUCUUUUUAUUACUAGUUUGACUUUCUGUGAUUGAAAACUAGUGAGAUUUUCAUUUUACUCAAGAAGAUUUUCAUAAUAAGUCACAUGAUUAAGUGAAUUUUAAAAUCUCAUACCCUAACAAUUUUUAGCACAAGGAAAAAUGAAAAAACAAAACGGUACUCCAAUUAAAUCAUUUAAGGGUUAAUGGAUUAUCAAUGGAUUUGUUAUUAGUAGAUUAACAGUGAUUGGAAAUAGAAUUGGAUUAACUUGAAACGGGAUGCUGGUGAACUAACAAUAAACAAGACAACAGUGAACAAGACACUAGUUUUCGUGACUAUGAAACUCAUUAUCAGUUUAUGUUAAUCGUUUACCCAAUAUUUUCCUCUUCCUCAUAUUCAUGGUGAUGAUGAUGAUGUCUGUCAUCAUAUCCCAAAUUUACCGUUUCAAGCUGGCUUUGGAAUCUUCAUGACUUAACAUAUACAUCAGCACAUGUACAAGUGAUUAAAUUUUGGUGGGAUAUUAAGUUCAAUAUUCCAGUGAUGGCAGCAAUAAUGACUGAUGUAUUUAUUUACAGCUUAUUUGAUUUUCUGACCUUCCACUUUUCUUUUAAAAUCAAUAACAGAAUUCAUCCCAUAAUGCUAAAUAACUUCUUUUUUCUCACCAAACAUGUUCAAUCAUUCCUGAUUAUUUUAUUGUCUCUCUUUCUCUCUCUCUCUCUUCAUAUAUAUAAAUAUACCAAAUAACACAUCACAUGUCUGUCUUAUUAAUGAGAUAAUGUUGUUCUGUGCAUAUAUAUUACAUAUAUAGUCAACAGAUGAGAUCUAGAGAUGCUCAAUAUAGAAAACACUUAAUAGUGCUCAAAUGAUUUGAACUUACACACUGAAAUCCUUACAAAGGACUAAGUCCACAGGGUAAAGAGAGGCUUUGAAAGGAAUCCAGGAGAGCAGAUAUGGAGAUAAUGAUGCAAAUAAACAAAUAAAACUGCUUGUAAAUAGAUAGAAAACAAAGACUGAAAGUAUUCAGAUGAUGAAUAUUGAUGUAUAAAUUAAUAGAUAUUUAUGUAUUAACAGAGAAAGCUUAGAGUACAAAGACACAGAAAAUUAAGGGGAGAAGGUAUGGUAUUUCAAGUCCAACAGCUGUUUCUGGGGUCUUGGAAUUAUGCAAUAAUGUUGGCAGAUGUAGUUUGCAAAAAGUCAAGGAUAUCCAAUCAGUAGUGGAAGCAUAUAAACAUUAGGUAGAUUUGGCCUCUGUCUUCGAGGUGGAGAGAUAUUUAUUAAACAUUUCAAAUAAUGAUGCAGGGAAAUUUGAAAGUAAACUGGUUGAUGAAGAAGGCAAACAGAAGUCAGUGGAGGGAAGGAGUAGGCAGCUCAAUGGGGAUCUGGAGAGUGUUGAAGCAAGAAAGCGCAAAGAGGGAUAGGAGAGUCAGAUCAAGAAGAGGAAGGGGGUGAGUGGUCAGGGUAUUGAGAGGAGUAGAAGUGAAGAGUUGUGAGAUGAUUGGGAGGGGUGUGAUGUUUUGAGCAUGGCUCUUCAUCAGAAAGAAGAAAUGUCUGGCGAGAAGGAAAACGAUAGUCUAAGAAAAGCACAUGUGUGAUAUAUAAUAUAUAUAUAUAUAUUAUAUAUACAUGCACACUAUUAUCAUUUAAAAUAAUACAUGUUUACUAUGGACUUCCUGUAAUGCAUGAGCAAUGAUACACAGUAACCGACUGUUGUUAGCUGAAGCAUACAUACACAUAUGCACCCCAACGAAUUUCAUUCGUCACAACUUUCAGAAACAUAGAUAUAUUUUAAUGAAAUUGUCCAAAAAUACACUUCAGAUGGUGUAGAUAUGAUGUAGAUUUGUACUAUUUUGGAAUUUGUUAUGAUUAUAAAUUUUGGGGAAAAAAAAAAUAUGUUGAGGGCCAGUAUGUAUGUGUGCUAUCCCACCAAUUUUUAUUUACAGAUUAAAUUCUACAAUCAUAAUCUACAUAGUCUGAAAGGUAUUUGUCAAAAUCUUCAUUUAAAAAUACCCAUUUUUCUGAAAGUUAUGUGGAAAGAAAGCUGACCUGUGCGAAUUUUCUGAAUUUCCUCUCCCCACUUUCCCUGAAUACAUUUUCUUCACAAACUCAGAUAUAAUUCCAGUCUACACUAUCUGAAGGAUAUUUGUAGAAAAUUUCAUUAAAAAGUAUCCACUUUUUGUGGAAGUUAUGAGGAAAUGAAGUCAGUAGGGCACAUUUGUGUAAGUAUACUCUAGGCUCAUACAUACAUACAUGUGUAUAUAUAUAUAUAUAUAUAUAUGUAUGUAUAUAUAUAUAUAUAUAUAUAUAUAUAUAUAUAUUAUA
Octopus sinensis (East Asian common octopus) is the source of this 4134-nucleotide messenger RNA. RefSeq lists its product as uncharacterized. The transcript is spliced from 2 exons. NCBI's taxonomy places the organism in Eukaryota, Metazoa, Mollusca, Cephalopoda, Octopoda, Octopodidae. The record is from RefSeq and is a predicted model, not a curated record. Bases 401 to 1444 code for a protein of 347 amino acids.